This is a messenger RNA of Heterocephalus glaber (naked mole-rat), 2306 nucleotides long. It is a transcript of the gene Tmem39b, whose product is annotated as transmembrane protein 39B. NCBI's taxonomy places the organism in Eukaryota, Metazoa, Chordata, Mammalia, Rodentia, Bathyergidae. The record is from RefSeq and is a predicted model, not a curated record. Gene Ontology annotation, cellular component: membrane.
UACCCGAGGACUGGGUUGGGGCGGUUAGUCCUUUCUCGGCCACCGUCGCCUCGGACAUAUUGCCCGCAGGAGUUGCGGUGGCGAAACGGAGAGCGUCGGGGGGAGGAGAUGGGUGAGCAGAGCGGGUCAGACCUUGUCCCGGUAACGAGCGGGCGCGAGGGUCUGGCUGGCCGAGCUACUAAUUGCCGCCCCAGGCGGACUGGGUCCCGGCGAGGAGCGGGGGAGGGGAGGCAUGCGGGUGCAGGCGGGACACCGCCCCCUCCUGUCGUUUUGCGAGGAGGACGAAGAGGUCCCAAUAGGACAUCUUACUGUCGAAAUCCACUCUGUGAGCCAGGAUCCUCAGGGGGCUCUGGUGGGGGCCACACUUCCAGUGCAUCAGUGACCAGUGUCCGUUCCCGCACCAGGAGCAGUUCUGGGACAGGCCUUGCCAGUCCUCCACUGGCUACCCAGACAGUCGUGCCUCUGCAGCACUGCAAGAUCCCCGAACUGCCCGUCCAGGCCAGCAUUCUGUUUGAGUUGCAGCUCUUCUUCUGCCAGCUCAUAGCCCUCUUCGUCCACUACAUCAACAUCUACAAGACAGUGUGGUGGUAUCCGCCCUCCCACCCGCCCUCCCACACUUCCCUGAAUUUCCAUCUGAUCGACUUCAACUUGCUGAUGGUGACCACCAUUGUUCUGGGCCGCCGCUUCAUUGGAUCCAUCGUGAAGGAGGCUUCUCAGAGGGGGAAAGUCUCCCUCUUUCGCUCCAUCCUGCUGUUCCUCACCCGCUUCACCGUUCUCACGGCAACAGGCUGGAGUCUGUGCCGAUCCCUAAUCCACCUCUUCAGGACCUACUCCUUCCUGAACAUCCUGUUCCUCUGCUAUCCGUUUGGGAUGUACAUUCCAUUCCUACAGCUGAACUGUGAUCUCCGCAAGACAAACCUCUUCAGCCACAUGGCCUCCAUGGGGCCCCGGGAGGCAGUGAGUGGCCUGGCACGGAGUCGGGACUACCUGCUGACAUUGCGGGAGACGUGGAAGCAACACACUCGACAGCUGUAUGGCCCAGAAGCCAUGCCCACCCAUGCCUGCUGCCUGUCACCCAGCCUCAUCCGCAGUGAAGUGGAGUUCCUCAAGAUGGAUUUCAAUUGGCGUAUGAAGGAAGUGCUUGUUAGCUCCAUGCUGAGUGCCUAUUACGUGGCCUUUGUACCUGUCUGGUUUGUGAAGAACACACAUUACUAUGACAAGCGUUGGUCCUGUGAGCUCUUCCUGCUGGUGUCUAUCAGUACCUCAGUGAUCCUCAUGCAGCACCUACUGCCUGCCAGCUACUGUGACCUGCUGCACAAGGCUGCUGCCCAUCUGGGCUGCUGGCAGAAGGUGGACCCAGCACUGUGCUCCAAUGUGCUACAGCAUCCGUGGACUGAAGAAUGCAUGUGGCCACAGGGUGUGCUGGUGAAACACAGCAAGAAUGUCUACAAAGCAGUAGGUCACUAUAAUGUGGCCAUCCCCUCUGACGUCUCCCACUUCCGGUUCCAUUCAUAGACUGAAGUUCAAUUUAAGGACUUCACAGCAUUGUUCUAUUUGAAGAGAUUGGAACCCCCUUCACUUCCCACUCACCUCUGCUAAAAGCUCCCCAGGUAUUACAUAGAAACUGGGGCUCUGAAGAUUACAGUUUGAGAUACUACUUACCUGAGCUAUUACUGGCAUUUCACAGUUGAGAAACCUGAGGCCCAGGGAGGGAAGGGAUUUGCCCAGAGUCUUGCAGCCUGUCAGGUGCAGAACUGAGCCUAGCACCUUGGUGUCUUGAACUCUGUUUCAUGCCACCCCUCUUCCCAUCUUGUAAGCAUCCCUGCAGGUUUAGCUAUCUUGGCCCUGCAGAAUCAAGAUCCUAAACAUUAAACGUACUUUUGAACUUACAGAAAAUGUUUCUUGAGCCCUACACUCCACCUUGCUCUGAAAUACUAGGUAUGAAUAAGGUGUUAUUAUGUCCCCUAGAAGCUUCCAGCCUAGCUAAGGAUGCUACACAGGAAGUAAUAGAUACUGAGGGUAUAUAGUCUGCAAUAACUUUCUACACAAAUAAAAUAAAAUUCUAAUUUGUUCAGACCCCAAUAAUACCCAAGAGGAUGACAUAGAAAAAGAUGGUGGGCCGGGGAGUUAGCUCAGUGGUUCCAUUGCCUUCCUCGCAAGCACAAGGUCCUGAGUUUGAUCCUUGGUAACAACAACAACAAAAAAGAUAUUGGCAUGUAUGAAGAUACCAGAUUGAAACCCAUAAUUUUUUUUUUUUUUUUUUGGUACCGGAGAUUGAACUUGGGUCCUUGGGCUUGCGCAGCAGG